Molecule: messenger RNA, 5431 nt
Organism: Sphaerodactylus townsendi
Lineage: Eukaryota; Metazoa; Chordata; Lepidosauria; Squamata; Sphaerodactylidae
Gene: RECK
Product: reversion inducing cysteine rich protein with kazal motifs
Exons: 22
Coding region: 1-3237 (1078 amino acids)
Biological process (GO): blood vessel maturation; sprouting angiogenesis; extracellular matrix organization
Cellular component (GO): plasma membrane
Molecular function (GO): protein binding; metalloendopeptidase inhibitor activity
Source: RefSeq, a predicted model, not a curated record
AUGUGUGGAGCAAACUGGGUGAGGCGCUUCAGGAAAAGAGCGACAAAGACCCCAAACUGGUUGGGCCCCCUCAGGAAAGAAGAGAAGACCCCCAAACUGCGUGGAGCAAACUGGGCGACCCCAAAUUGCGUGGGGCGAAAAGGCGGGAAAAGAGAAGGGGGGCGGGGCCGGCUUGGGGCCGCUCUUCCCCGUCGGGACCCCCCGCCCGCCCCUCCCCUUCGCGCGCCGAGGAGGAGGAGGAGGAGGAGGCGGGUCCGGCGGGGUCCGCCCAGCCAAACGGGGAGGCGGGUGGCGCGCGGAGGGGACCGGGCCAUGGCGACGCCGAGCGCCAUUCGGCCGCGGGGGACGCGGGAGACCCGGAUGGCCGCGCUCGUGGCCCCCGCGCUGCUCGCACUGCUGCUGCUGCUGCUGCUGCUGCCGGGCCUGGCGGAUGCAUCAUGUUGUCAUCGUGCCAAGGGUAACUUAAUGUGUCGUGAUGUCUGUGAACAGAUAUUGGCAUCUAAGAGUCAUUCACAUUUGAAACACCUUUUACAACGUGCACCUGAAUAUUGUCCAGAAUCAAUGGGUGAGGUUUGGAGCUGUAUAAAUUCUUCAUUGCCAGGUGUUUUGAAGAAAUCCCAUGGCUGGGUUGGCUUAGGUUGCUGUGAGUUAGCUAUUGUUGUAGAAUGUCGACAAGCUUGCAAACAGGCAUCUUCAAAAAAUGAUAUUUUGAAAAUCUGCAGGAAAGAAUAUGAGAAUUCUCUUUAUAGUUGCAUUAACAGAAAUGAAAUGGGAUCUGUUUGUUGCGGCUACGCAGGUCAUCACACAAACUGCCGGGAGUAUUGCCAAGCAAUUUUUCGAACAGACUCUUCUCCUGGUCCUUCCCAAAUAAAAGCUGUUGAAAGCUACUGUGCUUCUGUUAGCCCACAGUUAAUUCAUUGUGUGAACAACUACACACAGUCCUAUCCCAUGAGAAACUCAACCGAUAGUUUAUACUGCUGUGACCGAGCAGAAGAUUAUGCCUGCCAAACAGCGUGUAAAAGGAUCCUGAUGUCAAUGAAAACAGAACUUGAAAUUGUGGAUGGGCUUAUUGAAAGCUGCAAGACCAUGCCUCUGCCCCAGGAUCCUCUCUGGCAGUGCUUCCUGGAGAGCUCGAGAUCGGUUCACCCCGGAGUCACUGUGCACCCCCCACCCUCCACUGGCCUGGAUGGCGCUAAACUGCACUGCUGUUCCAAAGCAAAUACGUCCAUGUGCAGAGAAUUAUGCACUAAACUUUAUAGUAGCAGCUGGGGAAAUACACAGACUUGGCAAGAAUUUGAUCGUGUUUGUGAAUACAAUCCUCUCGAAGUUUCCAUGUUGACGUGUUUAGCGGAUGUACGUGAGCCUUGCCAGUUGGGCUGUAGAAAUUUGAGUUACUGCACUAAUUUUAAUAACAGGCCGACAGAACUCUUCAGGAGUUGUAAUGCUCAGUCGGACCAGGGAGCCAUGAAUGACAUGAAACUUUGGGAAAAAGGAAGCAUCAAAAUGCCAUUUAUAAACAUCCCUGUGCUUGAUAUUAAAAAAUGUCAGCCGGAAACGUGGAAGGCGAUUGCUUGCUUGUUGCAGAUUAAACCUUGCCAUAGUAAAUCUAGAGGAAGCAUUAUUUGCAAAUCAGAUUGUGUAGAAAUUCUCAAGAAAUGCGGAGACUUGAGCAAUUUUCCUGAGGGACACAGGGCCGAAAGCAUUUGUGAACUCUUAUCUCCAACAGAUGACUUGGAGACUUGCAUACCCUUACACCCCUAUCUUCGCCCAAGUAUUUUAGGUAACGUUGUAGAGGAUGUUACACACCCCUGUAAUCCAAAUCCUUGUGCUGCCAACCAGUUGUGUGAAGUUAACAGGAAAGGGUGUCAGCUUGGGGAACCGUGCCUGCCUUAUAUUUGUGUGCAAGGCUGCAAGUUGGGUGAAGCUUCCGAUUUCAUUGUACGCCAAGGUACACACAUCCAGGUCCCAUCCUCGACCGAUGUUGGUUGCUAUAAAAUUUGCACAUGUGGCCAGAGUGGACUUUUAGAAAACUGUAUGGAAAUGCACUGUGUCGACCUCCAGAAGUCUUGCAUUGUUGGAGGGGAGAGAAAAAGUCACGGAACAUUUUUUGAUAUCGAUUGCAAUGUCUGCUCUUGUUUUGCUGGAAAUUUGAUAUGUUCCACUCGGCAGUGUCUGAAUGAACACAGCUCAGAUGAUGAGCGUCACAUGUUUACAGGUCUGCCCUGUAACUGCGCUGACCAGUUUGUCCCUGUGUGUGGGCAGAACGGACGCACUUAUCCCAGCGCCUGCAUAGCACGUUGUGUGGGGCUUCAGGACAAUCAGUUUGAGUUUGGAUCCUGCAUGUCUAAGGAUCCCUGCAAUCCCAACCCCUGCCUCAAACAUCAGAGAUGUAUACCAAAACCACAGGUUUGCUUAACCAGUUUUAAGAAAUUUGGAUGCAACCAGUAUGAAUGUGUGCCGAGACAAUCCAGGUGUGACCAGUUACAAGAUCCUGUUUGUGACACAGACAAUAUAGAAUAUAACAAUCCGUGUACUUUGCACCAAAAAGGGAAAAGUAUAUCGUACAAAGGUCCAUGUCAGUCCUUCUGCAAAUCAGUAGAAGUGGUGUGUGGACACAACGGCGAGAGCUACAACAGUGUCUGCGCCGCCUAUUCCGACCGUGUGGCCAUUGAUUACUAUGGGCCCUGUCAAGCUGUAGGAGCCCUUUCUCACUACAGCUCUCAAGGGGAAUGUGUGUCUGUACAGUGUCCCAUCCUUUCAGCAACUGGAUGCAAGCCACUGAUUCCACCUGGAGCGUGCUGUCCUUUGUGUGCUGGGAUGCUGAGGGUCUUGUAUGAUAAAGAAAAGCUGGACAUCUUUGUCAGGCUCGCAACCAAAAAACCGAUCACUGUGCUCGAAAUACUUCAAAAAAUCCGCCUCCAUGUUUCCGUGCCACAGUGUGAUGUAUUUGGGUACUUCAGCAUAGAAUCUGAAAUUGUGAUUCUUAUUGUACCUGUUGAUCAAAACCCCAAGCCUCUUCAGAUUGAAGCUUGCAAUAAAGAAGCUGAGAAGAUCCAGUCCCUGAUCAACUCAGACAGCCCCGCUCUGGCCUCCCACGUGCCCCUCUCAGCACUUCGAGUGGCCCAGGUGGAGGUGUCAGUCGGGGAAGCGUCCUCUGGUGGCCAGGUGUUGGCAGCGCUGCACACGCUCUUCUGGGGCUUGAUGUUUGCUUUCCUGGCCUCACUACGGAGUACAUAAUGACGCUUAAAAAAGGGUCAUUGUUUAAAUGUGUUUGUUUUUGCAAAGGACAUUCAGAACUGCUAUGCAAUGAUAAUGCAACAUACCUUUAUAUCUGAGAGUGGACUGCAGAGCUAAUAACGCCAGAAGCAGAAAGACUCCAGUUUACAGUUUUUUGGUAUAGUGUACUUUGGGCAUAAUCUAAAUUAAGGCUGGGGUGGGGAGCAGAGUUGCCAGUUUUUGGGUUGUAAAAUUCCUAGAGAUUUGGGGGGUGGAGCCUGGGAAGGGGAGGAGCCUCACAGGGGUUUAAUGCCACAGAAUCCACCUUCAAACGUAAUGGUUUUUUCCAGAACACCUCUGUUGCCUGGAGACGAGUUCUAAUUCUGAAAGAUCUCCAGCCACCACCUGGCAAUUGGCAACCCUACAUGGACAGUGAAACAGUCAUGCCGUUUACUCUGGUGACAGUUUUUGGGGACGAGCCAAAGACUAUGUCAGCAUCAGGGGUUGCGCACACACCAGCUUUGGACAGAUUUUUGUACUGCUUCAGAAACCAGCAAAACAUUUCUGGUAAAAAAUGAGCGCAGGACAAAAGCGUAUCCAUGAGAGUUAACCGUGGUUUUGGCAUUCAGCCUUCACAUUUCUGAUCUAAGGCCCCUUCCGCACACGCAAAAUAAUGCGUUUUCAAACCACUUUCACAAUUGUUUGCAAGUGGAUUUUGCUAUUCCACACAGCUUCAAAGAGCACUGAAAGCAGUUUGAAAGUGCAUUAUUCUGCAUGUGCAGAAUGAGCCAAAGUCUCUGGACUUUGGCUGCCACAUUGCAAGGCGAACCUGUGGGAUUUAAGCUGCCUUAUUGUAUGCAGGACCGCAGCCAUGCAGCCUAGUCUUGCGCCUGGUCGUUCAGAGGGAAGGCCCACUGAGUUGAGUAGUGCUUUCUUCUGGCUAAGCACACGCAGGCUUGCAACAUUGGUCCUGUCUCCUUGUUCUUGGGUACUUUAAAAAGGACACUAUUUCUAAUCCACUAGACCCAGGCUGAUCCAAUGGUAGUCCUACAGGGGGAAAAGUCCUUAGGGAAAAGUAUGUGCAAGGAACUCCAGCAGCCCAGGAGAACCUGUCUGAAGGUAGAUGAGAAUGCCCACCUUCAUCUGUUGUACGCAGGGAUGACUAGAGAUUCGGGUCCCCACCACACUACGGCAGGUUACCCUUCUACAGCCACUGUUUUGCACAUGCCAAAUCUUUACUAUGCAGACAAAGUCAGAGUUUUCAUUCCCCUGAAAGAGAAAACCGUGCAAAACAUUUUUUCUUAAUUCUCAUCAUCAUCAGUAGAUAAAUAUUGUAUAAGUAUUAUUUGAAAAGUAUUGAGAAGUAUUAUUUUUAUAUUACUUAGAGGUAUUCGGAACGAUAAAUGUACCCUAUUUUUAAACAUCGAUUUCUGCAGGAAACAAAUUGCUGCUACUAAUUUACCAAAAAAAAAAAAAUUUGAAUUGUGUAACAAACUUUUACAUAUAAAUACCUUAUAUAUUUUAUUAUGAAGAAAAUAGCCAUGGGCGAAGUUCUGCCGAGAGUGGCGUGUGGGAGUCUCACUCCGCAUGCACGGAAGGAUUUGCCCCCAAUUGUCAAUCAAGCGUUAAGCUAGAACUUUUCUGAGAUAAGGGAUAUGCAAUGUAGAGGUGAGUGGUGCAAAUACAGCACAUUGCUGACUUCCUUUUAGAAACAAAGUUAUGAAGGAUUUUAAGCUAUUUAUGCAUCAUUCUAAAUAUUGCAGUAUUUGCAUAUUUCUAAAUAAAUCUACAGUGUUAACAUGUAAAUGUUUUAUAUAAAGCAUAUAUUUUAAUUCUUGUGGCACAAUCGAGUGAGUGGGUCUGACGCACUCGGGCCCCCUUGAAGUGAAGGUGAGGAUACGCCCCUGAACAUUCACUUCAGCAAGGAGAUGUUCAGGUUGGACGGAGCCUGUACUGUUUUGUAUGCACCUGAAUUUUUAUCUAUAUGAAGUAUUUUGUAUCAGUAUUACAACUGCCGACUUUUGAAGUCUGUACAGAUCGUACGGUCUUUGCCAAAUUGCCGGACUUUAAAGGGAGGCAUUGAAAAAUUAUUUGUAGUAUCUGUUUGCCAUUGUGAUGUGCUUGUAGCAAGUGUUUCGUUUGGUUUUUUAUAAAAUGAAAAAAACUUUGAAAUGCAGUAUGAAAACUUUUAUUUUAAUAAAAAUGUUUUUAUUUU